AAAAAAACAUUGUAAUAAGAGUUUGAGGCAUGUAUGGCUUUAGAAAUAUCCUCAUACAAUACCUCUACCUCCUCGUCGGGAUGUGUCGAGGUCGGUGCGUAAACCUGUAUAACCUUCAACGAAUACCGUUUGGUAAUUCGGAGGACCAGGAACGCUACCCUGCUCGACACACUCUCGACUUUUACAACAUUGUUCACGAGGGACUUGUGAACGAUAAAUCCGACACCACCCUGGGACUGUUGGUCGCCCUCCCGGUAGUAGAGCAUGUUGCCGGAUUCAAGGAUUAUCGAGCCCUCCCCCUCUCUUCGGACUUCAGACAAUCCUAUGACAUCCCAGUGCAACUUGCUCAUAACUUCUUCCAGCUCGAUGACCUUUUCGUCGGACCUCAAAGUGCGUGCGUUGUAUGUUGCCAGGUCUAGUCGUCGGGGUUGGCAGCGGAAUCUCUGCCGGAGAUUCUUAACACCCCUUGCCCCGCCGUUACCGUAACCGCUGCCAGAGCCAGGAAUAGCGGGGCUGCCGGGGACUAGGGGCUGUGUUAUAUUUGUUCGGUCCAUACAAAGUUUUGCCCGAUACUGACCACGCUGGGCAUGCGGGUUAGUCAGCGCAGUGCUAGAUUAUUCGCGCCGAUGUCGCUGCUGCCCGACACCGGCCUGAGGCAUUUCUUAAUCUAGCCUGUGGGAAUGGAUAUACCGCCAUUCGUCGGUCGCCAGAGCCUCGUCGGUCCAUCUGCAGGGUGCACCACGAGCAGGUGAGGUUGACAAUUGGGGAGACAGACUGGUACUAGCCUCCCCCUUACACCCCAUACGUAUGAAUAAUAUUAAACACUAAAAAGACAUGGCUAUUAAGCCGAUAGUAAAAUUGAAUUUGAAUACCUACAUGGAUUUGUUAUGAAUUUUAUAAAAAUGAUUUAAACCAUAGAUUACGAUUUAAGAGUAGUCUAAGAGAGAGAGUAGGUAAAGAGUACCUAAUGGUGAUGGCCUUCAGUUGUGGUCUGUGGUGAUGGCUGUACGAUGUAAUACCUUUGUCUUAUCCCCAUAGGCAAAAUAAAGGGGAAAAAAAAAAUAAAUUCGAUUAGAUUCGAGAUUCGAUUCCUUUUCUCUUUUCCGCGCUUUUUUUCUGAAAAGUCGACUCAACUGUCGUUCUCACCCAUUAAAUCCAAAAAUUUAAAUUGUAAAUAUUGGUUAAAACGCUGAUCAACACUACGCUAAAUGUCACAAUUCCAUACUCCAGCUCCAAGUCCAACUGACGGACUAAAUAAAUUUUUGGCGAUAAAAAUUCAUAGAAUAAAAAUGGCAUUCCUUAAUAAUAGAGGUUUAAGUGAAAAUAACAAUGAAAUUAUUGACAAACUAAAGGACUUCAUACGCACGUCAGAAGUGGAGAGAGUGUUUCGUGCAGUAGAUCGCACGGAGUAUGUGACUCCAGGGUAUGAGGUGGAAAUCCACGUGGUCUCGGACUGGAAGAAUGGGCUGCUGCAUCUAUCGGCGCCACAUAUUUAUUGUGAGGUGAUGGAGUUCCUAGAGCUGAAGCCGGGCCUCUCGUUCUUGAACAUUGGAUCAGGUACCGGGUACCUCAGCACGAUGGCUGGGCUGAUACUGGGUUCUUCAGGAAUAAAUCACGGGGUGGAGGUGCAUCCAUCUGUUGUCGAGUAUGCCUUGAAGAAAAUAUGCCAGUUCUAUGAAAGCUCCACUGAACUGGAUUCAUCUGACUUUUGCGAGCCCAAGUUUUAUCAAGGUAAUGCGCUGUGCAUAAACCCUCUGGAAUCGGCCUAUGAUCGGGUGUACUGUGGUGCUGCUUGCCCACCCGACUAUGAAGAUUAUUUUAAGAGCCUCGUCAAAGUGGGAGGCAUACUGGUGAUACCGUUAAACGGCAAGCUGCAGCAAUUGCGGCGUGCGGGGCCGCAGAGCUGGACCUCGCGCAUCUUUCGUAACGUCAAAUGGGCCACGCUGUGCGUCCCCAGCGCGGAGGAGGCCGCCAGCCCCAUCACACUGGAUGAGCUGGUGCCAGUCCGGCUGAAGUACCUGGCGCGCGCGGCGGUGCGCACGGCGAUGCGCGGCGGAGUGCAGCGGCGCCAGCUCGAGGGGCGCCAGCUCGAGGAGGGGCGCCAGCUCGAGCCGCCACCCGCGCCGUCCGCGGACGCCUCGGAAAGCAAGCGCUCCACUUCCCGCUCGCGCUCCACCUCCAGCUCGCACUCCUCCUGCAGCUCGCGCUCCUCCUCCAGCUCGAGCUCCACGUCCAGCUCGCGCUCCACUUCCAGCUCGCGGUCCAGCUCCCCGUUCUAUCGACGGAGGAUAGAUACCCCGACUAGGCAGAGGAAGAUCGAGCACGAUAAGGCAGGAGCGCUUCGCUUGCACCACUCCUGCCUCAUGAAGCGAGCCGUGCACGAGCUGCCGCUGCCUUACGAACUUAAGAAGUUCGUGAAUCUGGGGCGCUCCUUGGAGGACUAGGACAUUCAAGACGAGAACGCGCUAAAGUUAGAAGCUAAUCAUUUCUAUUUGUCGAUGUUGGAGUAAUAAUAAAAUAUAUACUAUUUAAAGGAUCUCACGAAGAAUGCUUUAAGAAUUUGAUGGAGGUGAGGGAGUGAGUUUAUUUCUAUUUAAUGUUAUGAAUUUGUAUAGACUGAAAUAAUUAUUAUUUGUUAGUGAUUUAUUAUUUUAUAUAGAUUUUGAUUAUUAUCAUUUUGUUAAAUAAACCUAUAUAGUUAAAUUAAGUUUAGUGCAAAAUACAUUUUUACAGUUAUUGUUUAAGUAUUCGCGUACACUACACCUAAGUUAUUUACUAUCUUGUCAUACUAAUUGCAUUGUAAGUAGAGUUUCUGUAGUAUUAGCUGAUGGUCCAAGAGCUAGUAGAUUAUUAUGAUAACACACUUUCACUAUUGACAAACUUCAACAUGUUCCGCUGGCUCGUGGACUAUACUAUGGGCGCCAUAGGUUCUCACGUGUGCACAUUUGAACAUAUCCUCUGGCUGGUUUAUCAAUUGUUUGAUAACCGACGUAGAGAAAAAGACAUAUUGUCGACCAAUAGUGGCUGGGUUGUCCCAGUCCCAUCUCUCUCUCCCCAACCCUAUGAAAUAAAGAGCCACUCUACCACUAAUGGUCAACAUAUCUUGUUUUUUGCUCGUCUCGUUAUAUAUCGAGUUACGUAUCUAAGACUGCUUACUUGAAAAUCAGUUCGAAAUCCCAAGUGUGUACUAGUAUCGCAUCAUUGUUAUACUAGAUAAUAUAGUUUAUUUAUUUAUUCAAAAUGAAUUUAUUCUCCAAUCGUUUAAACAGGUUUAGAAUGUAGGUAUAAGUAUAAUCAUUAAACGGGUAAUUUUAUAAACAAAAUUGGAGCAACAUGGAUCUCAAAUUCAAUAAAUUAGUUCAAAUAUUUUUACAAUUAUACUAUAAAUCUAAUUUAUUGUUGAAGUUAUCCUCAUAAUAUAAUAUAAAAUCUAAGGAUCAAUAUUUUAGUCGUCACAAUUGAUACCUGACAUGAUCUAACAUUUGGUUUGGUUAUUUGUUUUAUGCAUGCUACAAUGGAAUAGAUUGUCACAAAACUGUGGCUCAGGUAGCUUGGACCCUGCCUGUGUACUAGGAUCCUCUAUCUUUCAGAAGUUAUGUAAAUAUUAAUAAAAGAAUACACUGCAUUUUUAAAAAACUUAAAAUCCUUUAGAGCAUCGUGGUUUUAUAAUAUCUACAAAAAAAAAGUUUGCCAUUCGCAUGGUUUUUUGCCAUUUGUAGAACAAUUGCCUAGAAAUCUUCUGGACAAACCAUCAUUAAUAAUAGUUACUAAUAUGUGUCGUAUUACUUGUUGUUGUACUAAUAAUAGUUAAUAAUGGUUACUAGUAUGUGUAUAGUUACCGAUAUAAUAUGGUCAGGAUUUUUUUGGGCAGACCGCGACCUACUCGCAAUAUAUCUUUUAAUAUACUAAAUUAUAUAUAUAACACUUCAACCAAUAUAUAUAUAUAUAUGGAGGCAGGUCGUUGUAAUUCGAAUCAUAUACUGAUAGUCUGAACCUUGUCUAUAAUAAACAUGGCGGUAACGUACGUAGCCGAUACCAGUAAGUGUAAUCGAACUUUGCUAUGUGUUUGUAUGUAUCUAGUCAACCAAGUCAAUCUAGUCAUAUAUUAUAUGGCUGAAUCUUAUUAUUCAGUUCAGAGGUUAACUUUUCGACUAUGAUCAGAAUGAAUGAGACUAGGAAUGUGUUAUGACAUGUCAUGCCCCGGGAGCCAGAAGUGCCUCUCGGGCGGGUGUCGCGUUACCCUGCGACUGUAUCGUUACCCUGCGACUGUCGCGUUACCCUGCGACUGUCGCCUGCGCUCGGCUGCUCGCGGUGUGCCACUGUGCGUGUGCACUGUGCGUAGUGUAUACAACGGAGAGUCAUCACUUUGUAUAUAUUGAUGUAAAUAUUGCUGUAGGCAGUCAUUUGUUCUUGUUGCUGUUACAUGACUUUAUUAUAGAGCAUGAUUUAGUUGCUGCCGAUUAUUAUUAUUGAUUAUAAACUGGCGUGCGAGGCUCGAGAGAAACUUUGUAUAAAAUACUUCACUUGAGGCCAGUGUAUUAUAUAUUCAAUGUAUUUUAUUUAGUUUUUGAUAUGGUUUAUAUAAAAUAUGUGAAACUGUCCCA
Molecule: messenger RNA, 4604 nt
Organism: Bicyclus anynana (squinting bush brown)
Lineage: Eukaryota; Metazoa; Arthropoda; Insecta; Lepidoptera; Nymphalidae
Product: protein-L-isoaspartate O-methyltransferase domain-containing protein 2
Exons: 7
Coding region: 1209-2444 (411 amino acids)
Biological process (GO): protein modification process
Cellular component (GO): cytoplasm
Molecular function (GO): protein-L-isoaspartate (D-aspartate) O-methyltransferase activity
Source: RefSeq, a predicted model, not a curated record